CCUGGCUCGAGGCACCCGGCAAUUGCGAUUGUAUGCCUGCACCGCACGGCUGGUGCGUCGAAUGCAUGGUCCCGGGCACGGCACCAAGAGAAAACACUCACUGCAUUCGCCGGUGGUUCACUCACAGCGGCAGCAGGCUGCCUGCAUGCACUGUGCCGCGCGCGCGGUUCGCAACUCGUAGCCAUGCGCAAACACAAAUCACACGCCGUCGGCGACCUCUGCAAGCGCGGCGUGACGCUGCCGUCCUGGCAGGCGCUCGAGGCGUCCCUCGCGCGAGACGCCGCGGCCACGCCACCGCCAAGCGACGCCGCCAAUGAUACCGCGAGCACCGAUGCCGCGCGGGCGCUCGCGGGCGACCGCGCGAAACUGCUCACCGGAGGCGCCGACGGCGACGCGCUCCGGGCGCUCGUGGCGCUGCUUUCGGGCGCAGUCGUGCCCGACGACGCGGCGGCCGCCGCGGGCGGCGCGCGCGUGCUCGCCGGCGACGACGGCCCGCUGAUCCAGGUUCUGGCGGCCGCGACGCUCGAUGAGACGGCCCGGGCGGCGGCGGCGGCCGCCUACCAAUCGAUGCGCCUGGCCGCGGGCUGCGAGCCCGACGAAGCCGACACGGCCGAGAACAUACUCGCGGCCGACAAGGUCGCCGCGGACACGGACGCGACGAUCGAGCUGUGAAGCUUGUAAUGUGUGUAGUAAGGAAGCAAAACUUAGACCUCUCAAGUC
Messenger RNA from Pelagomonas calceolata, 720 nucleotides. NCBI's taxonomy places the organism in Eukaryota, Pelagophyceae, Pelagomonadales, Pelagomonadaceae. The record is from the annotation of a GenBank genome assembly.